Sinocyclocheilus anshuiensis is the source of this 542-nucleotide messenger RNA. RefSeq names its product metabotropic glutamate receptor 1-like. The annotation marks the transcript as partial. The record is from RefSeq and is a predicted model, not a curated record. Lineage: Eukaryota; Metazoa; Chordata; Actinopteri; Cypriniformes; Cyprinidae. Gene Ontology annotation, biological process: G protein-coupled receptor signaling pathway. Gene Ontology annotation, cellular component: membrane. Gene Ontology annotation, molecular function: G protein-coupled receptor activity. The transcript has a single exon.
GCACCACCAGCCGUCCGCCGAGCGUGUGGCCGAAAGAAAAUGCGGAGACGUGAGGGAGCAGUACGGCAUCCAGCGAGUGGAAGCGAUGUUCUAUACGCUGGACCGUAUUAACGCCGACCAGAACCUACUGCCCAACAUCAGCCUGGGCUGCGAGAUCCGGGACUCGUGCUGGCACUCUUCUGUGGCGCUAGAGCAAAGCAUCGAGUUCAUCCGAGACUCCCUCAUCUCAAUUCGGGACGACAAAGACGGAUCUAAGUGGUGCAUCGACGGGACCCCUUCCAACCAGCCUCCUCCUAGCAAGAAGCCCAUCGCUGGAGUCAUAGGUCCGGGCUCCAGCUCGGUGGCCAUCCAGGUGCAGAAUCUCCUCCAGCUGUUUAACAUCCCCCAGAUCGCUUAUUCGGCGACCAGCAUAGACCUGAGCGACAAAACUCUCUUCAAAUACUUCCUCCGUGUCGUGCCCUCUGACACGCUGCAGGCGCGCGCCAUGCUCGACAUUGUCAAACACUAUAACUGGACUUACGUGUCUGCUGUUCACACGGAGG